AACUACGCGGAGCGGGUGGGCGCCGGCGCCCCGGUGUACCUGGCGGCCGUGCUGGAGUACCUGACGGCCGAGAUCCUGGAGCUGGCGGGCAACGCGGCCCGCGACAACAAGAAGACGCGCAUCAUCCCCCGGCACCUGCAGCUGGCCAUCCGCAACGACGAGGAGCUCAACAAGCUGCUGGGCAAGGUGACGAUCGCGCAGGGCGGGGUGCUGCCCAACAUCCAGGCCGUCCUGCUGCCCAAGAAGACCGACAGCCACAAGGCUAAAGCCAAGUGAGCGCCCACCACCAACGCCCGGGAAGUUUUUCCCAGAGAGACCCAAAGGCUCUUUUCAGAGCCACCCACUAGAUCACUGAAGAGCUCAAUUGCUUUAAGCUUGCUUGGGAACGAUUAGGAAACACCGGUGGUGGUGUCCCUGUUACUAAGGAGAACAAAUCUCCAACGAAUGCCUUUAGGUGUUUCAAGUGGGUUUUUUAGACCUGUUUUAAAUGUAUGUUAAUUUGCGUGCAGGGGAGAUUUAAUUCUCGCAAACUAAAGCGUUUCACGACUCGCAUCCUACAGAUCGACUCACAAGCGGGAAAUAAAAUCUUUCCCUGCCCCAUCCUAUCUUACGGCUGAAGCGAACGCCCGAGCCGCAAGCGAAAGCCCGCCCCGCCCCUCCGCUCUCCCUUCUCGCGUAGUCGCACACACGCAGGCGGAACAGAAAGCGUUAAGCACCGGCUACAGGUCUGUGUUUAAAAACAAAAGGAAUGAAUUUGCAAGUCCCCGAAUACUUACACCGCCCUGAAGCCUCACAGUAGGGAGCGAUUUCCCCGGGGCCGGAGCAGCAGCAGCAGCACAGGCUGCCCCCAAGGCAAAGUUCCUCCGGCUCACGGCGCCGCUCUUCAUGAGCUUCCGUGGGGGGUAGGCGCUUUAGACCUCAUAGCUAAAGCCAUUCCCACCGUGUACCCGCGAUACAGAAAAAAGCCCCUGAUUUCAGCCCUUUUAAGAAAGAAGUGGGUGGCUCUUAAAAGAGCCGUUGGGUUUAAGCGCGGAGCAAGAGUUUUCUCCCACGGGGGUUUACUUCUUCUUGGGCGCCGCCUUCUUCGCCUUGGCUGCUUUCGGCUUGGCCGCCUUGGGCUUGGCCGCCUU
Egretta garzetta (little egret) is the source of this 1130-nucleotide messenger RNA. RefSeq names its product histone H2A-IV. The record is from RefSeq and is a predicted model, not a curated record. Gene Ontology annotation, molecular function: structural constituent of chromatin; protein heterodimerization activity; DNA binding. Gene Ontology annotation, cellular component: nucleosome. The annotation marks the transcript as partial. The transcript has a single exon. Lineage: Eukaryota; Metazoa; Chordata; Aves; Pelecaniformes; Ardeidae.